AUGGGUUUCCUGUUUGGCUUCACGGAAGAACAACUAGAUCUGCCCGUUCCCCAAACCAAUCAAUCAUCCCAGAACCCUACCCAGACGCUUGAUGCCUUCCCCGUCGACGCAAACAAUCUGCCUCAGUGCCACUCGCUAGCCGACGUGGUCGCUAAGCUCCAAGACGUCAAGGUCUCGUUUGAGAAAUACACCACUGCCGGGGGUAAUCUGGUGUUCAGACGAGAGUUAUUUGAUGUCAGACACCAGAUUAUGGCUGAGGAUGUCGACCUGCCGGUGAGACAGCUCUUAAUCUCACUGAAUGGCGACUUAGAGAAGAACGUCUAUGAGGGCGGGUUCAAGCUGUGGGAGUGUCUGUACGAUGUCAUUGACUAUAUUCUGAGCCAAGGGUUGGGCCAGUGGCUGAAGCUUGUUGAUUUAGGCUGUGGCACGGCGCUACCCAGUGCUUUCUUAUUACCUCACCUCCUCAAACUGGAGCUGAGCCACACCGUCUACCUUUCCGAUUUCAACUACGAUGUGCUUGAACUUGUCACCGUCCCCAAUUUGAUCAUAAACUGGUACAUGACCACUGAUCCUCAGCUUGAAAGGGCAGAGGUUAUCCUUACUAAAGAAUUGCUUGAUCAGUUUCUCACUGCUCUUAAUCAAAACCAGGUGAAUAUUGAGCUUAUUAGUGGGUCGUGGGGGAGUCAAUUCAUGGAGAUAGUCCCUGAAGUGGACGUUGUGUUAACGCUGGAAACCAUCUACCAUGAAGAGACUUUACCUUUAGUGGCGGAAAUGAUUGGUAAAUGGCAACCUGCAGUGGCGGUAGUGGCGGCGAAGAAUAUCUAUUUUGGUGUUGGUGGUAGUGUGGCUGAGUUUGUUCGCUAUUUUAAACUGAUAUCGCCGAUGACGGUUAAUGAGCUCGAAGUCGGGCUGUCUCAAUUAAAGCGGUCCCUCGUGAUUAUCAAGAGACUGUGA
Messenger RNA from Diutina rugosa, 954 nucleotides. RefSeq lists its product as uncharacterized. The record is from RefSeq and is a predicted model, not a curated record. Gene Ontology annotation, biological process: peptidyl-histidine methylation, to form tele-methylhistidine. The transcript has a single exon. Bases 1 to 954 code for a protein of 317 amino acids. NCBI's taxonomy places the organism in Eukaryota, Fungi, Ascomycota, Pichiomycetes, Serinales, Debaryomycetaceae. Gene Ontology annotation, molecular function: protein-L-histidine N-tele-methyltransferase activity.